Ruditapes philippinarum (Manila clam) is the source of this 1484-nucleotide messenger RNA. RefSeq lists its product as uncharacterized. NCBI's taxonomy places the organism in Eukaryota, Metazoa, Mollusca, Bivalvia, Venerida, Veneridae. The transcript has 3 exons. Gene Ontology annotation, molecular function: peptide hormone binding; signaling receptor activity. The coding region runs from base 112 to 1482 and encodes 456 amino acids. The record is from RefSeq and is a predicted model, not a curated record.
UGUAUUUCAGUUCAAAAGCGACGACAAUAGUUAAUGUCAAUUUGAUCAAGAUGUCAUGAAAACGAGUUUAGUGGGAAGACGAGAAGAAAAUAAAGUAAGGGUGAUGUUUCCAUGCCAAAGAUGAAAUCCCUUGGCUACCACAACAUAUUAAUCUUAGCAGUUGUUGCUGGGGCUUUAGGCGCCGCACUUUCGUGUCCAGACAAUAUUAACCAUGAUUCCUCGAAGAAUUCAAACGAUCAAUCACGUCUCUAUGGGCUGAACAAGAAAAUUUCAAAUGACAAUAAUUUGGCACGAGACAUUUCGCGAAAUAAUAACCUGGCUCCAGGCGUAUCAAUCAUUCGAAAUAAUAGAGGACUUAAGAUCGACAGGAAAACGGAAACGACCAAGAAACUUGUUAAUAGUUGGAAAGAAAAACAUUAUUACGCAACUCAUGCUGCUAAUUAUCUAACAAACAAGGGGCGCAUAUCAGGACAAAAUUUAUCUCGUAAAUUACAAGUCAACACUUAUUUUAAGACAAAUGAGAAGAAGUCGCAAAUCCAUACAAAUUCUUAUUUUAAGCCGAAACAAUUUGGAAACAAAUUUACCACGGAAAUGGAUGAGUUUUCAAAUUAUUUGAAUCUCAUUUACGAUAAUGACAAAUUGCCUUUAACAAAACCAGAAGCGGAUCAUACUAGGCGUAAAAGCCCGGAGUCUUCCGAUUUUCUUAAUAGUAAAACUCAAAAUAUGUCCACGGACGAUAGCCAUCAUCUGUAUCGCCGCGAGGCAGGUGCUAGUGAUAGUUAUACGUCGGUAAAAAGCAUAACUGGUAUGAAAGAGAUUAAAAUUGCAACGCUAUUGCCUGAAGACGAUUCUCAUCCGUUUAGUAUUAAAAGAGUCCGACCAGCUAUUGAAAUCGCAAUUGACAAGAUGAAUCCUCUAAUUGCCCACCACAAUAGGUAUCUUUCCGUCCGAUUUCGAGACAGCAAAUGUGACAUUGCCGGUGGAAUUAAUGAGUGUAUAAAUUUCUAUGUCAAUAAAGAAAUGCAUGUGCUGUUUGGACCGUGCUGUGACUACAGCGUUGCUCCUUGCGCCCGACAGGUCGUGUUCUGGAAUAUACCAAUGAUUACAGCAGGUGGUUUGGCCGGAGAUUUUGGAAUCGGCAAGGCCAAAAUGUACAGUAUGAUGACACGUAUAGGCUCGAACUUUAACACGCUAGUGAACUUCUUCGCCGAUGUGCUCAUGUAUUAUAACUGGAGGAAGUUAAUCCUCGUCUAUGAUCCCUACGGUCAGACUAAUAUAUCGAGCAAGUUUUGUCACAUUGCAGCAAAUGAUAUUCAUUAUGGAAUGAGAGAAACGCAUCAAGCAAAGAAUAUAACACAGGAUUAUAUAAAGUUUGAACUUCCAGAUAUCAGUCCAAAAACGAGUGAAUUCAAGGCCAAAAUUGGACUAGAUUAUUCAGGUAAGCCGUAUAAAACCUGUACAUAUAGUACAACCUCUGCUUAGGA